Molecule: messenger RNA, 1863 nt
Organism: Anopheles nili
Lineage: Eukaryota; Metazoa; Arthropoda; Insecta; Diptera; Culicidae
Exons: 1
Coding region: 1-1863 (620 amino acids)
Cellular component (GO): membrane
Molecular function (GO): glutamate-gated receptor activity
Source: RefSeq, a predicted model, not a curated record
AUGCUCUGUAUUGCCUUUUGGUCAAUGAGCAACGCCUCACCUCCACUGCCGCAAGUAACGCGAACCCCGCUGUCAGAAAUUAUAGGCAUAAUUCUGCACACCCACUUUCGAACACCGUUUGCGACCACACUGAUCACGCUGCGCAGCACAACGUCUCCUGGUCGCUGGUUCUUGGAGGAUCUCCUCGAUAGACUGUUGGUGGAGCACGGAAAUGGGCAAUUAGUCGUACAACUGGAUGGAAUCGCUGCUCAAGUCCGCACUCCACCCUGGACACGCAGUUUGAUACUUGCCGAAGGUUACGAGUCGUUGCAUACAAUUUUCAGGCAACUCACGCUGGAUCGAUUCAACUUUUCUGGUUACUAUCUUAUCGUAUUAGAGGGCAGCCCAGUCACGCUAGCAACCGUCAACCGAAUCUUCCACGAACUAUGGAUGCGCCAGAUCGUGAACGUGGUGGUGGUCAUUCGCACAUCACCCGAUCGAGCCGGACCUGUUCAGCUGUGGACAUACUUUCCCUUCUCUCCGGGAUUGUGUCGCAUUCCGAAACCUCAUCUGCUGCUCACAUGGCCCAACGACACCAUCCUGUACGGUGUUAGCUUUUAUCCGCGUAAGAACACCGAGUUUUAUGGCUGUCCGUUGCACGUAGGUAGCUUCGAAACACGUCCCUUCACCAUCUUAUUGCCAAGUACAAGUACCGAGACAAGUCCUUCCCUGUCGGGAUUCGAAGGCGAUCUACUACGCAGUCUCGCAGUGCGACUUAACUUCGCCAUGGAUAUACGAGUGCCACCUCGUGCCCAGCAGUGGGGCUAUGCAGCGUUCGAGAACAGCACCGGUUUGAUGCGCAUGAUAUACACCGAAGAAGUUGACUUCGGGCUAUCCUGCCUUGGAGUCUCGCACCAGCGCAGCGCCAUGUUGAAGGCAGGCAAAGUGCACUUCACCUCCGAGUUAGUGCUCGUUGUGCCACCUGGGCGUCCCUACAAUUCGCUUGAGAAACUGAUCCAGCCUUUUCAACGAGAUGUUUGGAUUACCAUGUUAGUUUACACCACCAUAGGAAUGACCGUCAUCACCGCACUUCGUCUGCUGCCUUCCACAACCCGCGCAACCGUACGGCGUUACCUGGUAGGAGAGCGACAAGUUCACGCUCCUAUACUAAAUAUCAUACGUAUCAUGUUAGCGGUCCCGAUUCCUCGAACUCCUUCCGGCACCUUUCCACGCACGCUGCUGUUCCACUGGAUGCUGCUCGGACAGAUGUCCAUCCUGCUAUACCAAGGCUCGAUGUUUCAAUACCUACAGCGAGCUUCCAACCAUCAGCCGAUGACAACGCUGGCUGAGAUCGACCAGUCCGACGCGCUAUUUCAUAUCAACAAUGAGGCACGCACUUUAUUCGAGCCAUUUCCUCACCGAAUGGCACGGCUACGUUUCUUUCCGACCGUACCAGACAACAUCGGCGCCUGGUUGCGCUGGAAGGGUGCUCAUCCUCAGGAUCAAGAUGUCGGCAUGUGCACGCGGGAUCACGUUGCAUACUACAAUGGCAAGCAUUUCGCUCGGUUGCGAAUCGCACGUGAGCCAAUGGCCUUAUACACCGUCACCAUCUUCUACCCAAAGCGAUCCAUGCUGACCAGUAGUUUCGAUGACCAUAUUGAACGCAUAGACUCGUCAGGAUUGAUGAAGUACUGGGCCGCACGGUAUGGCGACUAUCGAUUCUUCGGUUCAAACCAGUUCAAUGACCAUUCCAAACCUACUCCGGUGAGCAUAGGGCACCUACUGGGGGUCAUAGAGGAAUUGAUCGUCUUGUUUGCGAUUGCAGUGCUUCUGUUCUUUGCCGAACUUGGUUGGGCACGACACACGCGCCAACGUCAACAUUAA